Molecule: messenger RNA, 2636 nt
Organism: Saprolegnia parasitica CBS 223.65
Lineage: Eukaryota; Oomycota; Saprolegniomycetes; Saprolegniales; Saprolegniaceae
Exons: 8
Coding region: 27-2636 (869 amino acids)
Source: RefSeq, a predicted model, not a curated record
CGGUGAUCUUCAAGGGACGCCGCCGUAUGAGCUCGCUGCCACCGUCGUCGUCCAGUCUGUCCUCCCCACCCAAACUGCCGACGCUUUGCGAUUACGUGGCGCUCGCACAGCCCGAGGUGGCCAAGCCGUCGCCGUACGCAGCACGCUUCAAGCGCAAGCGCAAGAAAGCACCGGCGGUCUUGGCCCCACUGCUCAAGAAUGGCUCCUCGCACGCAUAUAUCGGCGUCGCGGAGAGUCGCGUUGUCAAGGCCAUUUUAACCCGCGCCGACCUCGUGCAGGAACUGCGCCUUCUCUGUCAAGAGAUGGCCUCCACGCGUGAGCUCGAGCUCGAGAGCGCCAAACGCGAGCUGGCGACACGCCUCGGUGACGCAACCAACGCGGUCGUCCUCGCGCUCAAUGAAUGGCGCGCGGCCAAGCUCGAAACGGCGGCGCACGCCAGUGUCCAAGUGACCCCGAGCUUUCGGUGGCAGGGCGCACCGUACCUUCAAACCCUUGCCCGCGAAACCAAAGACAUCCACGUGCUCCUCAACGUAUCGACACCGCCCAACCCGUUCUUCACACCGUGCGGGCUCGAAGCGGCGACCGAUCGCUACCAAGUCGCCGCCGAGAGUCUCUUGCGCGAUGCUGACUUUCUGACGGGCUGGCGGCCGCCUCGUUCGCAGCAUGCGGAAGAGCAUGUCAUGCCAACGACGAGUCUUCUCGACCACGCGCUUGGCGCACUGUCUCCAGCAGCGAUCGCCCAGAUCCAAACGACCGUGCACCCGCCCCGCGGCUUGCGAUGCGUGACGGACGCCAUCACGUCACUUGUAAGCAUGAGCUUCUACGAGACCCCACCGCGCGAACUUCUGCACCGACUGCGCGCAAUGCAUCAAACUACAUCGAGUGCGCUGACAGAGGUCGCGGCCGCCUUGCUUGGCGAGACGGCAUGGCUCCCCAGUGCCCUACUGCGAGAGAGCCUUAACAUGGCACAACUGAGCUUUUGGCUGCUCCAGCUGCUAUUGCAGCAUCGACGUUGUGCUAGCACCAAGCCGCUCGAGCGGCCGACGGCUCGCUGUUGUGAACCUUCAAUCCGACGAGCCGUGCGACUCGACGGACGUUUGUACAUGGCGCGCCUACACAAGUCGAGCGACUCGGCCAUCACGCUCUGCUCCCCCAACGGGCAGGUGUUCACGCACACGCUGCACGCAGCCGACGGGCGAUCGAUGGUGACGCAGCCUGCGCGACUCGACGCGUACUUGGCGCGACUGCAGCCGCUCGUGUUCACAGCGCCGCUCUGCGACGCGGCGCCAUCGCUGCAUCUUGUCGGUGUACACGGCACCGACACCAUCGUGGCGUCGAUCGAUCUCACGGUGACCAGCUCGUUUGCCGACGUCCGUCGGUACCUCUUCGACCUACCGAAAGUGCCACCGACCUACGCCUUUCUGUACCGCGGCAGUAUCCUUGGCCGCGCGCUCGAGUCGCGUCGGCGCCCGUGGUGUAGUACCGCGCCGCCGCGCCGCAUUGACAUUCAGUUGCAGACGCGCCAAGCGACGCGACGCCAUGUGUUCAUCUCGGAUAUGGACCGCGAUGCAGCGAAGCGCGAUGAAGCGCGGCGGCGACGGGCGCCCGUGGUAUCGCCCCCGCGCACCCACUGCACUUUUACACUCCACCUGGACAUCCCGUCAGCCGUGGUUACCGUCCAGAUGCGCACCACCUUCUCAACGACACUAGAAGAGAUACUGAACGCGCUGCAGUCCGAGCAUGGUAUCGACGCCGCGUCGAGCCAUGACGUGUUCGUCCUGUCGGCCCCGGAAACGAUACUGCCGCUCACCGCGCGACUGAGUGCGUGCAACCUUGGGCACGGCAGUGUCCUCGGCUUGCGCCACAAGCGCGUCGACGUCGUGCUUGCGUGCGCCGGGACGCUCACAUUGCUCUUAUCGCAAGACACGCUCGUUUGCAGCCAUCGUGCAAUGACGCAGGCUCGCUUUGGCCACUGGCAGCUCUCGCCUGGCGACACGCUGGCGCUGCGCGGUGACACGUACACCGUCACAAAAGUCAACACGGCGGCCAGCACCCUCACGGUCCAUCCCGCCGUGUCGAUUGACGACCGCUUCGAUCUUGUUGCGACCAAGCAUUUACGUCAAGUGCUGGUGGACCCUCGGUUCCCAUGGGAAGUCGACGGCCGCAUCGAUGCGUACCUCGCCUCGCACGUACCGACCACCGCGACCACGACACAAUUCCGUGUCGAGCUGUGCACGAGCACCUUGCUUGACGCGCUGGCGUCGCAGCGCCACCUCGUGCACGCGGCGGUGCAGACGCUACCGCUCGACGUCUGCGUCGGUGUCCUCUACGACGACCUCUGCAACGCCUUUCCCAUCACCCAUGGCGUCACCAACGUCAAAUUCUCGUCGUUCCUCAAGAGCUACCGGCUUCACGCCGUGCUCCUCCUCACGUCGGCGGCCAGUGUCCACGCUUACUUUUCGCUCCAUGUGCGACCGCGUCAAGCAUCGCUGCUGCUGCCCGAUUGGAAGGCGUGCUUGGUGGCGAUUGCACACAGUACGUACAAGCACCUCCCAAACGCGCAUCCACCGCCCAAGACGCCCAACGAAGCGAUCGCCUUCUCCUUUACGCAUGGAUCCUCGUGCACGGCCCACUGA